UAAAUACACACAGCCAGCCUCAACAAUCCCCACAUGAUUUCAGGCUUUGUUCCCCUGUCGUCGGUCGGUCAUCUCUCUUCCAUCGAUAUAUACGUACACCGCUCAGUUUUUUAAUCUCACCGACUACAGAACUACGCAUGGCGGCGCCCUUGUGCAUAUUGGUGACCGGUGGUGCCGGUUAUAUAGGGAGUCACACCGUGUUGCAGCUGCUGCUAGACGGUUACAACACGGUGGUGGUCGACAAUUUAGAUAACUCGUCCGAAGAAGCUAUCACACGAGUUCGACAACUCGCCGGAGAUCGUGCGCAUAACCUAUCUUUUCACAAGACGGACGUCCGGGAUAAGCCUGCAUUAGAGCGGCUUUUUGCUACUACAAAGAUUGACGCAGUUAUACAUUUUGCUGGAUUAAAGGCAGUUGGUGAAAGUGUGGAGAAGCCUUUGAUGUAUUAUAACAAUAAUAUUAUUGGUACUAUAACUCUCUUGGAAGUUAUGGCUGCCUAUGGAUGCAAGAAGCUUGUGUUUUCAUCAUCGGCUACGGUAUAUGGUUGGCCAAAGGAGUUACCAUGCACAGAAGAGUUCCCCUUGUCUGCGGCCAACCCAUAUGGACGAACCAAGCUCAUGAUCGAGGAGAUAUGCCGUGAUAUAUAUGCAUCAGAUCCCGAGUGGAAAUUUGUAUUGUUAAGGUAUUUCAACCCUGUUGGAGCACAUCCUAGUGGCCGAAUUGGUGAAGAUCCUCAUGGAAUCCCAAAUAAUCUUAUGCCUUAUAUUCAACAUGUUGCUGUUGGUAGGCAACCCGCACUCCAAGUUUACGGAACUGAUUACUCCACAAAUGAUGGAACCGGGGUACGCGAUUACAUCCAUGUUGUAGAUCUAGCAGAUGGUCAUAAGGCUGCAUUGACAAAACUUUCUGAUCCUAAAAUAGGUUGUGAAGUUUACAACUUGGGGACGGGUAAAGGGACGUCGGUUAUGGAGAUGGUAUCAGCAUUCGAAAAGGCUUCCGGAAAGAAAAUCCCAUUAGUAAAGACUGGGCGACGGCAUGGCGAUGCUGAGAUUAUUUAUGCAUCAACCGCAAAGGCAGAACGUGAGUUGAAUUGGAAGGCAAAGUAUGGAAUAGAGGAGAUGUGUAGAGAUCAAUGGAACUGGGCAAGCAAGAACCCAUACGGUUAUCAACCCGACCCAAACCAAAGAAACAAAGUGAACGAAUAAACAGUCAUAUGGUGUAUCAUUACAAGUAUAGUAUCAUGCUUGCUCGUUUACAUGUAUCGAAACUAAAUGUAUCAUAUAAUAAACAAAAUAUUGAAUUUGUUUGAAGUUGUUA
Molecule: messenger RNA, 1317 nt
Organism: Helianthus annuus (common sunflower)
Lineage: Eukaryota; Viridiplantae; Streptophyta; Magnoliopsida; Asterales; Asteraceae
Product: UDP-glucose 4-epimerase GEPI48
Exons: 9
Coding region: 138-1205 (355 amino acids)
Biological process (GO): rRNA processing; galactose metabolic process
Cellular component (GO): cytosol
Molecular function (GO): UDP-glucose 4-epimerase activity; RNA binding
Source: RefSeq, a predicted model, not a curated record